AUGGAGGGUUCUUUUGGGAGAUGUCUUUCUUCCCGCUUGUUCACAUUUACUGUUGGUGAAAACAAGAAGGAAGUGACCGUGCAUUCUUUUGCUUUGGCAGGACUCUCACAGCCCCUGGAUACUCUAAUGAACGGCGAAAUGAUCGAGGCAAAAUCCAGACAUGUUGACUGGUCGGAUGUCGAUGAGGACACGUUUGCUCGGUUAUGUGAAUUUGCAUACCUUCGAAACUACACACCCCCGACAUUUCGCUUGAUCGAUGGCAAGUCUCCUUCCACAAAGGUUACAGAGACCCCAAAGGAGAAGAGGAAACGCAAAAAGAACCGCUCAAACUUCAACUGGAACGACUCUCUAAUGGAGCUUGCACCUCCACCCGAGCCGGAACCCGAGCCGGAGGCUGUGCCAGAGGCGCCUCCAUCCGAAGACGCCUGCGACGAUCCAGAAAUCCCAUAUAAAGAGAAAAGCGUCUGGACUGGGCAAUUACUCGACGCAUUUAAACGGAGCCUAGUCGUUCCCAGUCCGCAAAUCACCGACUUAAACUAUAACUUCACACCACCUGAGAAUACCGGGUCCUGGGAAGACUUCACCCCUGUGUUUCUCAAACAAGCUCAACUAUACAUGCUGGCCGACAAAUAUUGCAUAGACUCACUGUGCCAGCUGGUACUUUCCAAAUUGCAUCAGACAUUAAAAAGCUUCAAACUUUAUGAUACGGGAGUGAGUGGUAUCAUUGAACUUGUUCGAUUUGUCUACAUGAAUACACCGCCAAAUUGCGGUGAAAAAGUUGAUGCCAUGAGGAAUUUUGUAACACAUUACGUUGUUUCUGUUCUUGGUCAAAUUGGUGAGAAUGAAUGUUUCCGAGAAAUUUUAGAAGAAGGCGGUCCUUUCGUCAGUGAUUUCUGGCACACCAUUUGGGGUAUUGAGGAAAACUCUAGCGCAUGA
This is a messenger RNA of Penicillium canescens, 936 nucleotides long. RefSeq lists its product as uncharacterized. The coding region runs from base 1 to 936 and encodes 311 amino acids. The record is from RefSeq and is a predicted model, not a curated record. The transcript is spliced from 2 exons. Lineage: Eukaryota; Fungi; Ascomycota; Eurotiomycetes; Eurotiales; Aspergillaceae.